This is a messenger RNA of Phymastichus coffea, 4492 nucleotides long. It is a transcript of the gene Toll-6, whose product is annotated as toll-like receptor 6. The record is from RefSeq and is a predicted model, not a curated record. The transcript is spliced from 2 exons. Bases 665 to 4372 code for a protein of 1235 amino acids. NCBI's taxonomy places the organism in Eukaryota, Metazoa, Arthropoda, Insecta, Hymenoptera, Eulophidae. Gene Ontology annotation, molecular function: protein binding. Gene Ontology annotation, cellular component: extracellular matrix. Gene Ontology annotation, biological process: signal transduction.
GCCUGCAGUCAGUCAGUCUCGCGCUGCCUGUCGAGCGGUCACCUCACUUUAUACGUGCUUGUACGGAACUAGCUGUUUUUAAUAAAGUUCACGAGCAAGUAUUGGGAAGGAAGUGCGCGCACAAGAUACACCGUUUUGUUUUCGUUAGAGUGCGAAUUGACACGCGCGUUAGAGGUGACGAGAUGAAAGGGUUAAAUUAUAGAUAGACUACAUAUAAAAGAAAUAAGAACUAAAAGUAGUCGCGCACCGAUGCGUAGCGUAGGGGUAAAGGGCAAAGCCGAGCGGAGGCUCUUCCGCCGGCUGUCCAUCAUCAGCAGCAGUAGCAGUAGCAGCGGCGCCGGACGUGAUCGUAAUUUCGCGGGGGACACAAGAGGGAUUGCAGCUGCCGCCACGUUGUUGCUGUAGCCACUUGCGGGCAUUUUUCUACUCUCUCUCUUUCUCUCUCUCCCUCUCUCUCUCUCUCUCUCUCUCUCUCUCUCUCUCUCUCUGACAUUCUCUAUCGUUCGUUCGUUCCUCUCGACACUGCCAUUAUCGGGAUACGCUCCCCCCACGCUUUCCGCGACGAAAAAAAAACCGUGAUGGAUCUCGCAAGCUCAGUAGCGUUCUGAAACUGCGCGUGUGUGUGUACGUGUAAUCGUGUAAAGUAAUUAUCGGAAUUUCGAAGAUGAGCCGGCUAACGAUCCUGGCGUUGCUGCUAUUGGCUCUGAACGUCGGUCACAUGGCGGCGAUGAUGAGCAGCAGCGGUAGCGGCAGCAGCAGCAACAGCAACGUCGACGCGACAACUCUGAAAGUGCCACGGCAUUGCGAGUGGGACUCGCCUAGCGAGGGCAGCCUCGUCUGUUUACAAAACGAGCUGGCUACCAGUGCAAGCAACCGGGUGAAUCUCAGUGAGAUACCAAGCGAGUCGUUGACCUCGUUGACGCUUCAUUGUCUCGAGAGCGGAGAGCAGCUCGACGACGACUUCAAUUUGCCGUCGCGGCGGCAAGACAAGCGAGCAUCUUUGAACACCGAGGAGCUUUCGCAUCUCUGGCGUAUGCGCUCGCUAAGAAUAACCGGCUGCCGAGUUGGCAGGCUCGUUCUGACGGGACUGCGCGAUCUGCGAAAUUUGACGAUAAAAACGGAGGCUGGCCAGAGACGCGGCUCGCUGGAGCUCGAGCCAGGGACGUUCGCUGCGGCCAGUCAACUGGAGAAGAUCGACCUCUCGGGCAACAACAUUUGGCAGGUACCCGGCGAAAGUUUCUGCCCACUGGCAAAUCUCGUUGGCCUGAACUUGUCGUACAACCUCUUGGAGGAGUUGACCGAGCUGGACUUUGGUCUGCGCGGUGUCGCCGGCGCUUCGGCGAGAAAGCCUCGCAGGCUCGAGCAGCUGAUGAGUGCACCCACGGCGGCGAGUUGCGCCCUCGAUAUACGUAACCUCGACGUGUCGCACAAUAGGAUCUCGGUGUUGCCGGCCCGCGUGUUCUCCUCGCUGCGACGUCUUGGCAUGCUGAACCUCGCUGGCAACGGGAUUGCCGUGGUCGAGGACGAGGCUUUUCACGGCUUGAGAUCACUGAGGAGUGUGGAUUUGUCGGACAACAGGAUCGUCGCCUUGCCAUCGGAAGUGUUUCGCGAGGCUGGCAACUCGCUGAAGGAGCUCAAGUUGCAGAACAAUUCCAUCGGCGUGCUCGCUCCGGGACUCGUGGCCAACAUGAAUCAGCUGGUCUCGCUGGAUCUUUCGAAGAACGUGCUCACCAGCUCGUGGAUGAAUUCGGCUACGUUCGCCGGCUUGAUUAGGCUGGUGCUUCUUGAUCUGUCCUUCAAUCGCAUCGACAAUUUGGACCCGGCGAUGUUCAAGGAUCUGUACACUCUGCAGAUUCUGAAUCUCAAGUACAACGAGAUCGAGACUAUACCGGCCGACACUUUUGCGCCCAUGAGCAAUCUGCACACGUUGGAAAUCUCCCACAAUCGACUGAGAUACCUGGACGGUCAAUCGCUUAACGGCUUGUUCGCCUUGUCCCUGCUCUCGAUGAAUUACAACUUGCUCGAGGGCAUCCACCCCGACGCUUUCAAAAACUGCUCGAGCAUCCAGGACGUGCAGCUGUCGGGCAACAAUCUAGACAGCAUACCGAGCGCCCUGAAAGACAUGGGCAUUCUGAAAAUGCUGGAUCUCGGCGAGAAUCGCAUCGAGCAAUUGGAGCGAUCGAAUUUCGAAGGUAUGACUGGCCUGUACGGCCUGAGACUGAUGAACAACUACAUAAGUAAUAUCACGCGAGACGUGUUUGCCGAGCUGCCGACCCUGCAGAUUCUGAAUCUGGCGCGUAACAAAAUCGAGCACGUCGACAGCGAGGCAUUCCGCGGCAACCCGAGCUUGCAAGCCAUACGACUGGACUCGAAUAUCCUCGAGGACAUGUCGACGUCGUUCGUCAACGUCAGUAGUUUGCUCUGGUUAAACGUCUCCGACAAUAUGAUCGAGCGAUUCGACUUCGGUUAUUUGCCGAGCCAUCUGCAAUGGAUGGACGUGCACAAGAACGCGAUCAUUGAUUUGGGUCGAGCGCCGCCGCAUCCGAAUCUACGACUGCAAACACUCGACGCCUCGUUCAACCGGCUGACGCGCAUAAGCUCGCACUCGAUACCCGAGUCGAUCGAGCUACUCUUUCUCAACGACAACGAGAUCCACAGCGUCGAUCCGCAGAGCUUCGUCGGCAAGCGCAAUCUCACGCGGGUCGACCUCUACGCCAACCAGAUCGUACGCAUGGAGCUGUCGUCGUUUCAGCUUUCCCAGGUGCCGGCGGACAGGCCACUGCCGGAAUUCUACAUCGGGGGCAACCCGUUCGUCUGCGACUGCACCACCGAGUGGCUGCAGCGAAUUAAUUAUCUGACCCUGCGCCAGCAUCCGCGGGUGAUGGAUCUCGAGUCGGUUUAUUGCAGACUGCCGUACGACAGGCGUCGCUCGUUCAUACCGCUGCUGGACGCCAAGCCCGCGCAGUUCCUCUGCGGCUACACGGCCCACUGCUUCGCGUUGUGCCACUGCUGUGACUUUGACGCCUGCGACUGCGAGAUGACGUGCCCGGCCAACUGCACGUGCUAUCACGACCAGUCGUGGGCCGCGAACGUCGUCGACUGCUCCAGUUCCGGCUACAAGCGCUUGCCCGGCAGACUGCCCAUGGACGCCACCGAGGUCUACCUCGACGGCAACGACUUGGGGGAGCUCACCUCGCACUCGUUCAUCGGCCGCAAGAAUCUCGAGAUCCUCUACGCCAACGACAGCAACAUCGUGUCCAUUCGCAACUUCACCUUCAGCGGCUUGAAGAAGCUCGCGGUGCUGCACCUGGAGAACAACCGCAUAGCCGCGCUCCACGGCAUGGAGCUGGCGCCGAUGGAGUCGCUGAAGGAGCUCUACCUGCAGAACAACCAGCUGGCCUACAUCGACAACGGCACGUUCUUGCCGCUGCGCAACCUGGAGAUACUCCGCCUCGACAGCAACCGCCUGGGCAGCUUCGCGCUGUGGCUGCUCGCGCGCAACCCCUACCUCGUGGACGUCAGCCUGGCGGGCAACCCCUGGCACUGCGACUGCGCCUACGUGGACCGCGUGCGCGAGUGGAUGGCCGCGCACAAGGAGAAGAUAUCCGACUGGCGACGCGUCACCUGCAGCCUCGGCAUGCCGCUGCUGGCGCAAGUCAACGGGUCCAUCGUGAAUUGCGCGGCGCUGAGCAGCGUCACGUCCAGCGUGCGCGACCGCUCGCUCGAGACCUACCUGCCUCUGCUGCUGGCCACCGCCGCGCUGCUCUGCGUCAUCCUGGCCCUGCUCUGCGCCGCGCUCCGGCAUCGGCGCGCCCUGCGGGCCUGGGCGGCCAGCCGCUGCGGCCUGCGCGCCUGCUACAAGACGGCCGCCUUCGAGGACCGCGAGAAGCCGUUCGACGCCUACAUCUCGUACUCGGCGGUCGACGAGAGCUUCGUGUCGCGCGUGCUCGUGCCCGGCCUCGAGACCAACUACCGGCUCUGCCUGCACUAUCGCGACCUAGGCGCCGGCUCGAACGUCGCCGACGCCGUCGCCGAGGCCGCCGACUCGUCCAGGCGCACCAUCCUCGUGCUGUCGCGCAACUUCCUCCACGGCGAGUGGUCCAGGUUCGAGUUCAAGGCCGCCCUCAGGGAGGCGCUCAAGGGCCGCGGCCGCAGCGUCAUACUGCUGCUCGUCGGCGGCGUCUGCCCCCGCGACCUCGACUCCGACCUGAGGAAGCGGCUGUCCUCGCACACGCUGCUCGUCUGGGGCGACAAGCUGUUCUGGCAGAAAUUGAGGUUCGCCAUGCCCGAGGUGUCGCCGGUGCCGCUCGAGAGGCCGCCUUCGCUGCCGACCCCGCCGCCGCCGCCGCAGCACCAGCACCUGUGGGCGUGAGACAGGUGCCACUGCAAUAGUCAAGGGGACCGAAAGGUGACGUACAGAGUCGACGAACUGGUGAAUGGAUCAACGUUCGACUCGCCAGCGAUUUCGUGAUAUAUACAUACAUAAAAAUCG